Annulohypoxylon truncatum is the source of this 1236-nucleotide messenger RNA. RefSeq names its product glycoside hydrolase family 28 protein. Gene Ontology annotation, molecular function: polygalacturonase activity. Lineage: Eukaryota; Fungi; Ascomycota; Sordariomycetes; Xylariales; Hypoxylaceae. The coding region runs from base 1 to 1236 and encodes 411 amino acids. The record is from RefSeq and is a predicted model, not a curated record. The transcript is spliced from 3 exons. Gene Ontology annotation, biological process: carbohydrate metabolic process.
AUGAAGCUCCUUCUACCUGCUAUUCUGGCGCUCGUCAGCAGCGCGUCAGCGGCCCUCAACGUCACAGGCUCGACAUGUACCGUGACGCCAUUGACGGAAGGCGUCAACGGACAGGAACCGGACGAUACGCCGCAGAUCCUGGAUGCCUUCAAACAGUGUGGGGUGAACGGCAAGGUCAUCCUCACCGAAGGAAUGUUCCACAUCGGGCAAGUGAUGGAUCUUCAAAAUCUCCAGAACGUAGACGUAGAGAUCCAUGGAACUCUACGAUGGUCCUCUGAUAUCCAGUACUGGCUGCGCAGCAGCAUCGGCGUCGAGUACGCGCAGCGGUCGACUGCCUGGCGCAUCGGUGGCCAGGGCAUAAGCCUCCGCGGUUUCGGCAAAGCUCUCUUCGAUGGCCAAGGCCAGCUGUGGUAUGAUGAGAACAGAAGCGGGAGUAAUCAGAUGGGACGACCGAUUAGCUUAACCCUCUGGCACGCGAAGGAUGUUUUGAUUGACGGAAUUACAUGGAGACAGAGCCAGUUCUGGCAUACCUUCGUCGCCUACAGCGAGAAUAUCACCAUGACGAACCUUGACAUGAACUCGACAAGUAAUAGCCAGUGGAGUACCGUGAACACUGAUGGUACCGACACCUGGAACUCGAAGGACGUAUUCAUAAAAAAUUGGACGGUGACAUGUGGUGAUGACUGCAUAGCCGUCAAAGGCAACAGCACCAACAUCCAAGUCUACGACGUGCACUGCUACGAGUCGGGCUGCGCCACGAUCGGGUCUCUGGGCAACCCGAGCAACGUGGCGGACUACGUCGACAACGUCAUCUUCGACAACAUAACCUGCACGCACAGCUCGAACGCGGCGUGGAUCAAGACCUACGCCGGCACCGGCCACGUCAAGAACGUCACCUUCUCCAACAUCCGGUCCGAGGACGUCAACCAGCCCAUCUACGUCACCUCCUGCAUCUACUCCAACACCGGCUGCGACUCGAGCCGCCUCCCCAUCUCCGACGUCCGCUGGAUCAACGUCACCGGCACUUCGCGCUACAACAUCGCCGCCGCCAUGCACUGCAGCGCCUCGAGCCCGUGUUCCGGCUUCACUUUCGAGAAUGUCGAUAUCACCCCGCUGGACGGCACGAGCACACCCAAGUACCUCUGCAGCAACAUCCAAGGCCAGGAAAGCUCCGGAAUUCCCUGCACGGGAACCUGUCCGGCGGGCUGGCCGCAGCAGCUGAGCGGAAAUCGUUAA